Melitaea cinxia (Glanville fritillary) is the source of this 2108-nucleotide messenger RNA. Its product is annotated as mucin-5AC-like. The coding region runs from base 1 to 1989 and encodes 662 amino acids. The transcript has 2 exons. NCBI's taxonomy places the organism in Eukaryota, Metazoa, Arthropoda, Insecta, Lepidoptera, Nymphalidae. Gene Ontology annotation, molecular function: structural constituent of chitin-based larval cuticle. The record is from RefSeq and is a predicted model, not a curated record. Gene Ontology annotation, cellular component: chitin-based extracellular matrix.
AUGAACCUCCUCAUAAUCCUCGCUUGCGUCACGACAGCGAUAGCGACCAACGCGACCGAAACCGUAACGUCUACUGAGCCACCGAAAAAUUCGACCAAAGAAAUCCUUACAGCGAGUGAAACAGCUGACCCUACUAAAGUUGAAAUAGUUAAACAGAUACGCAGAUUAAACGAAGACGGAUCAUACACGAUAGGCUAUGAAGCGAACGAUGGAACGUUCAAGAUUGAAAGUCGAGAUGUUUUGGGGAAUGUCAAAGGUACUUUCGGAUAUAUAGACGAUGAUGGUGAAAUUAAACGUGUUACAUACUCCUCGUCGGGUGAUAGUACCCCGGUACCGGUUUCGACGAGUACGACGUCAAGUACGCCGACAAUGAUAGUGAGGGUCAAUAAAACUGUGUCGUCAACUACUCGGAGACCUCUAGCUACAGUCGUUUAUCCAACAAGAAGCAGUGCAACUACAAGAGGUACUGUUAUACAACCGAUACCCAGACGCCGUCCAGCAUCGAGCACUACCCGAAUCACGACAGAAACGUCAACUGAGAAACAUAUUCACGAUGAAACAACAGCAGAUACUUUAAACUCUCAUAGAAAAGAAGACGUAAUUAAAACUAGGACGCAGUUAUCAAAGCCAGUGCCGGUGACAGUGAAAGACGAUCUUAUUACAAAACAAACCACAACCACCUCACCGCAAACAUUGAAGCCGGUUUACGAGCAUGUCACUGAAAAUGAACCCGAUGUUAAUAAAUCAAACACCAUUAGACGUGAAUUACCUGGGACCAGCUCCAAUCAUCACAUGGUGAGUCUACAACAGUCUAUGGGAGAUGAUUCGACUGAUGUGUAUGGGGGUCAUCUGUCACACGGCACAGUGAGACCUCUAUUUACGACUACAACAGCGCGACCUAGAAUUUUACCCAUUCACUCUUUACUAGCAGCUAGACAAAAGAUUCAACAGCAGUACCAAGAAACGCAACUGGAUGAUCAGGAAACAACUUUAGAAGCAAGCACUGGUCGAGUAUUUAACCAUGAAAAUGCCGUAACUUCAAACCCAGUUCCAGUAAUUCAUAUUCCAGCUCAAAGGCCACCUGAAGAAAGGGUUUAUCAGCAUCCUAUAUAUCAUAGACCUUCCGCAAUUCACUUUAGAACACAAGAAUAUUUGAGAGAUAAUCCUGGAGCGCCAAUUCCGAUCGGUAAUCAGCGGCCCUUUCUCCAAUACGAAUACCAGGAUAAAGUAUUGGACCCGCAGUACGUAAAGGAACCGUCCCAAUCGAAAGCAAGUUCUGUUCAAGACGCAGCAUACGAAUUAAGGCCAGUACCUAGAAUAGUCCAAAUACCAGUUGAUGAGAGAGGUAUUCCCAUUCAAGGGUAUGAGCCAAGGUUUGUGAACCCGUACCGCCCGCAGCCAUUGUUUCAAAGAUAUGAUCCAGUGAGUGACACGAAUUCCAUACAAGCACCUGUUAGUACUCGUGAUUUUAAACGCUUACUUCACAUUCUGAUAAUGAGACAGAAUCGCUUGCAAGCGAUAAUGGAUCAGAUCAUGCCGGGACCACUUUACCAGUCACCUUCUUACCGACACGAAGCUUACCAGCAACACCGUCGUUACCAGGAUGAAGACAGGUAUGAUUACAGAUACGAUCCUCAAUAUAGGCAAGACCAACAACAAGAAGUGUACUCCAACCAAGUGUCUUCUUACGAGGAUCCCCAAUACGAGAGUCAGAGGUACGUUCCGCGAAGGAGAUACUCACGUCCCUACGAUUCUCAAGGUUCAGCUUCGAAUCACAUAGAUGAGCCAGUUGAGUAUCUUCCUGUAGAAGUGAGGGAAGCUCUGCUUCUAAAGAUGCUCCUACUGGCCAUCAGUCCAGAUUACAUGCCAACGACGCCACCAGCGACAGAGCUGACGACCGCGGCGCCAACUCGGAAGCAGGUGAGAAAUGUUCAAAUACUUGGAGAAGAAAAUACGAAAAGCACACAAACAACAAAACGAAAUCGCUAACUACCUAAGUAGACACAAAAGUAUUAAUCUUAAUGUUUCAAAUGUGAAUAUAAUAUACAUAGAUUAUAGAUAUGUUUUUAUAAUGUAGAUAAACAUUUUUUAUAAUAAUAAAUUUAUUU